This is a messenger RNA of Carica papaya (papaya), 2136 nucleotides long. RefSeq names its product MAC/Perforin domain-containing protein (gene NSL1). Lineage: Eukaryota; Viridiplantae; Streptophyta; Magnoliopsida; Brassicales; Caricaceae. Gene Ontology annotation, cellular component: plasma membrane. The record is from RefSeq and is a predicted model, not a curated record. Gene Ontology annotation, biological process: regulation of salicylic acid mediated signaling pathway; plant-type hypersensitive response.
CGAACUCUUACUUGGACCGAAGACCGCAUCGAUGAGUCUGAGUCGUCGUCUUCUUCAUCUUCUUCUUCUUGCUCGUGAUCUUCAUUCACAUUCACGCAGAGUCCUAACCAAACCCCAAAAUCUCAAAACCUCAUCUUUCAUACUAGUCGAGGUUCUUUGCGGAGAAUACGAUCGAAAUAAUCCAUGGCUGCAAACAUUUACAGGCUGGACCCGAAGUCCGCCGCCGAGAAGGCGAUUUCGGCGAUCGGGUUCGGGUAUGAUAUAUGUAAGGAUCUCCGUUUGUUGUCUUGCAAGCCUGGUCCGUCCGGCUCUAGGCUGAUCGAGCUGGACCAGACCGGAACUCGUGACCUGGUUUUCCCUGGCGGAGUCAUGGUAAAAAAUGUAUCCAGUUCGAUCAAGUGCGAUAAAGGCGAGCGCACUAGGUUUCGCUCUGACGUUCUAUCUUUUCACCAGAUGUCAGAGAAGUUCAAUCAGGAAGUGUCUUUAUCUGGUAAAAUUCCUUCUGGUCUAUUUAAUACCAUGUUCGACUUCAAAGGCUGUUGGCAGAAGGACGCAGUUAGUGUGAAAAGUCUUGCUUUUGAUGGAUGGUGCAUCAGUCUAUAUAAUGUCGAAUUGGCAAGGUCACAGAUAAUGCUGUCUGAGCAAGUGAAACGAGACGUGCCAUCUUCCUGGGACCCUGCUGCUCUUGCUGAGUUUAUUGAAAAAUAUGGUACUCAUGUUGUUGUUGGGGUAAAGAUGGGAGGUAAAGAUAUAGUUCACAUAAAGCAGUUACAAAAUUCAAACCUUCAGCCCACUGAUAUACAAACAAUGUUAAAGAAAUUUGCUGAUGAUAGAUUUUCUGAAGAUAUAGAUGAAAGUCUCCCUUUGAGCCGUGAGGAAGUGAAGGAAGAGCAUUCUAUGCCCUGGGAUUAUGGAGCAUUUGCUAACUCGGUUAGGUCAUCUGUCAUCACCCAUUCAAAGGCUGAGGAAAUUGUGAGAAUUUGCAUCCGGAGAGGAGGAAUUGAUAGAGGUCAAAGCCAUAAGCAGUGGCUCUCAACUAUCUCGCAAUCACCUAAUGUUAUAUCAAUGUCUUUUGUGCCUAUAACUUCACUCUUGGCUGGCAUCCAAGGCAGUGGAUUUCUAACCCAUGCAGUAAACUUGUAUAUUAGAUAUAAACCACCAAUAGAGGAACUGCAUCAAUUUCUAGAAUUUCAGUUACCUCGGCAAUGGGCUCCAGUUUAUGGUGAUCUUCCUCUUGGCCUUAGGCACAGAAAACAAGUGUCUCCCUCCCUCCAGUUUUCUUUUAUGGGUCCAAAGCUAUAUGUCAAUACCACACUGGUUGACUCUGAAAAUCGACCAGUGACUGGAGUCCGUUUAUACUUGGAAGGCAAGAAGAGUGACCAUCUGGCAAUCCAUCUUCAACAUCUGUCCAGUCUUCCUCAGAGUCUCCAGCUCUCGGAUGAUCACAGCUAUGAGCCAAUUGAUGAGCCUGCUGAACGAGGCUUCUAUGAACCUGUGAAGUGGAGCAUAUUCUCUCAUGUGUGUACCGCCCCUGUAGAGUAUACUGGAGCCUGUAUUGAUGAUCCUGCUUCUAUCGUGACAAAGGCCUGGUUAGAGGUGAAGGGUGUUGGGAUGAGAAAAGUUUUGUUCCUGAGGCUCGGGUUCUCAACCGUGGCAUCUGCCAAGAUUCGUAAAUCAGAAUGGGAUGGCCCUUCAACAUCGUCAAGAAAGUCAGGUGUGUUCUCAGCAUUGAGUACGAAGUUCAGUACUGGUUUGAUUCUGCCACCUUCAGAGAAGCAGGAAAAAGUAGAUAUAAAUUCUGCAAUUUAUCCAGGAGGUCCACCACCAAAGGCACCAAAAAUGUCAACCUUUGUGGAGACAAAGGAAAAAGCUAGGGGUCCCGAAGACUCUCCCGGGUACUGGGUGGUUACCGGAGCCAAGCUCUGUGUAGAGGGUGGCAAAAUCUCGAUCAGAGGCAAGUAUUCAUUGUUAACUAUGAUGUCAGAGGAUUCCAUGAUGUUGAUAUAAGAAAAAUCUCUUAGGGAACAGAUAUAUUGAUUGAUAAUGAGUUGUAAAUGCGUUCGUGUAUAUUACUUAUACCUUCAAUUGAUGUUAUUUGUUUAGAAGCAGCCUGGUGUGGCAACUCAUUAUUUUCUA